CGUCUACAUUUCACAGAAUUGAUAGCAACGAUGACUCAACUGAAAGCUUCUCUUCUUCACUAACCUUCGCUCUCUCUUUACCAAACUAUCCUCUCAAUCUCCAUUUCUCUCCCUUCUCCUGUUCCUAGACAAUGGCGCUGAAUGAAGAACCGGCGUCUGGCGCCGCUAAACUUGGCGAUGAAGGAGAUGGUGAUGACGGUAUCGGAGGAUAUGUACUGAUCGUUUUCGCUGUUUUCUUCUUUGUCUCCGCUUUCGCGCUCUUGCUCUUUUUCCUCCUCCGCGGCGCCACUACUGCUGAAGGGGCUAUUUCAAGUAAUCCAAGCAAAGGGGCAAAUGAUGAUCUUGCAGCCAGCGGUAACGACACAACUACUACGAAUAUUAUUUCUUCGGGGAAUGGUAGUUUUACCUUAUCUUUGAGUUUGGUUGGAGGGGACGCCUCAGUUGAUACAAUUUCAAUGCCGAGCCCAACAACUGUAGUACCAAAAAGUGGAGCCUUCCUGGCCGAAGAGGACAAUUCUUUGGGUGGUAAUACUAGGACAGCUUAUGUUUAUGUUGAAUUGCUAGUUCUUGUUGUUCUCUUUCUUUUAUUGACACUGUUGUCUUUUACAUGUUCUCACGUGCAAUCCACCAUUUUGCUCGCUCUCCUUAAAGAAGCCAGAAGGAUGGCAAGAGAAGAGCCACAGGAAAAUCAAUUGCUGGAGAAGGAGUUGGAUCCGCAGGGUGAAGACACCGUUGUAAAAUUUGAGAAUACAAAUAUGCAAGUCUCCGAAUUAGUUGACUCCUCAAUUCUUGGAAAAUACAGUACAUGGAAGAAACAAAACGACAACAAGAACCAAGAUCCAAUCAUACGUCUAAUGCGAGAUCAGAUUAUUAUGGCAAGAAUAUAUUUGAGUAUUUCAAAAAAGAAAAAGAAAGUUGAUUUGAGUGAAGAGCUCCAAAAUUGUAUUAAAAGAAGCCGUCGUGUCCUAGGAGAGGCAAAUAUCGAUGCUGAGUUGCAUAACAGUGCGCCCCAAAAAAUAAAAGCUAUGGCCGGUGUUCUUUCAAAGGCAAGAGAUCAACUGUUUGAUUGCAAGUUGGUGAUCAAGAAGCUGAGAGCUAUGCUGCUAACCGAAGAAGAAAAGGUUAGAAGGUUGAAAAUGAAAAAUACAUUUCUGACUCAAUUGGGAGUUAAGGGUAUUCCAGGUGGUAUUCGUUGUCUCUCCUUGCGCCUUACCGUCGAUUACUACCUUCUUCCUCCGGAGAAGAGAAAUUUCCCUAGAAGUGAAAAUUUGCAGAAUCCAAAAUUUCACCAUUAUGCCCUCUUCACAGACAACGUGGUGGCUGCUGCAGUAGUCGUGAACUCAACCGUAAUGAAUGCUAAGGAUUCUUCAAAACAUGUAUUCCACCUCGUAACUGAUAAUCUCAAUUUUGGAGCAUUGAAAAUGUGGUUUCUCUUAAAUCCUCCUAAAGAAGCUACGAUCCACGUUGAAAAUUUAGAUGAACUCAAGUGGUUGAACUCGUCCUAUUGCCCAGUACUCCGCCAGCUUAAUUCUGAAGCAAUGAGAGAAUAUUAUUUCAAGGAAGAACAAUCCACCACUUCUUCAUCUAGUGCUUCUAGUUUGAAGUACAGAAACCCAAAAUAUCUUUCAAUGCUAAAUCAUCUGAGGUUCUAUCUACCGCAAAUUUAUCCCGAGCUAGACAAAAUUCUAUUUCUGGAUGAUGACGUUGUUGUCCAGAAAGAUUUGUCUGGAUUGUGGCUCGUAGAUCUUGAAGGAAAAGUCAACGGUGCCGUCGAAACUUGUGUUGAGAAUUUUCAUCGUUUUGACAAGUACCUUAACUUCUCAAACCAUUAUAUCGCAAGGGAUUUCGAUCCAAAUGCGUGCGGUUGGGCAUAUGGAAUGAAUAUAUUUGAUCUCAAGGAGUGGAAAAAGAGAAAUCUCACUGGCGUAUAUCAUACAUGGCAGAACUUGAAUGAAGAUAGGUUGCUUUGGAAGCUCGGAACAUUACCUCCAGGUUUGAUGACAUUUUAUGGGCUGACAUAUUCCCUCGAUAAAUCUUGGCAUGUGCUUGGAUUGGGUUACAAUCCAAGUAUCAACCCAUUGGAGAUAGAAAAUGCAGCUGUUAUUCACUAUAAUGGCAACAUGAAACCUUGGAUGGAGAUGGCGAUGACGAAGUAUCGCCCUUACUGGAGAAAGUACAUCGACUUCAAUCAUCCUUAUCUUCGCCAGUGCCACUUUAUUAAAUGAAACUGACUGGAUAAUCGGAACUACAGGUCACUCUAACUCUCACAUACUCUCUCCUCCCCCACGUUGAAUUUUCUUUACCUGGUUCACUGCAUGACAUGGGGCUGGGGAUUUAUCUCACAUCACAGUCACAUACCUUUGUACAUCAUUCAAUUGGUUCUCACGAGCCUUCAUGCAUUAUGACGAGGUAGAAACUAUAUCAUAUGUUAGAGUAGAAAAUAGAUUGGGUAGAUCGGGAAGUAAAGGCCACAUCCUACUGUAUUCUUCCUAUUAACCCUGUUUUUUCCGAGAUUCCGAUGAAUAAGAAAACCUGUAUGUUCGUAGGCGAAAGAAGAAAUACUUUCCUUUAUUUCGUUUC
Messenger RNA from Cucumis sativus (cucumber), 2580 nucleotides. RefSeq names its product polygalacturonate 4-alpha-galacturonosyltransferase. NCBI's taxonomy places the organism in Eukaryota, Viridiplantae, Streptophyta, Magnoliopsida, Cucurbitales, Cucurbitaceae. Gene Ontology annotation, molecular function: polygalacturonate 4-alpha-galacturonosyltransferase activity. The transcript has 8 exons. Bases 132 to 2225 code for a protein of 697 amino acids. The record is from RefSeq and is a predicted model, not a curated record.